This is a messenger RNA of Mesorhabditis belari, 1309 nucleotides long. Lineage: Eukaryota; Metazoa; Nematoda; Chromadorea; Rhabditida; Rhabditidae. The record is from the annotation of a GenBank genome assembly.
UGAACUCUUCGGUACAGAAUACCCGAAAGAAGGCUUCGAGUUGUUGCCACCGCGGCCAGAGUUGGAGCACACGGCUUUGCAAAGCGGGAGACCUUUCGGCAUCAUUGAAGAAGCGAAAAUUCAAAAAAUCGGUGACAUCACUCUAGGACAAAUCUCUGGAUUAGCAUUCGAUCAACAGAAAAAUCUUUUCAUUUUCCAUAGAGGCUCGAGGGUUUGGGAUGGAAGUACAUUUGAUGCCUCAAAUCAUUUACAAGACAAGAAACCAAUUGCCGAGCCGACAUUAUUGAUGACAAGAUUCGAUGGGAACACUCCGGUGCUCGUUGAGGCACUUGGAGGAAAUCAAUUCUACCUUCCUCAUGGUGUCUUUGUCGAUGUUGAUGGCUACAUAUAUACAACGGAUGUUGGAGCGCAUACGGUCACAAAAUGGAAGAAAAACGGAAAAAAACUCGAUCUUGUUUGGCGUUUUGGAGAGGAAUUUGUGCCGGGCAGCGAUCAUGGACAUCUUUGUAAACCGACUGGAGUGACGAAGAAUGGAGAUCGCAUCUUCAUCUCUGAUGGUUACUGCAACGCGCGAGUGGUCGAGCUGACAGCUGACGGGAAAUACAAGGCUCAAUUCGGCGCUCCGGGUACAGGCGAAGGGCAAUUCCAGCUACCGCACGAUCUUGUCCUUUCACCGAAGAAAACCCUUCUUGUCGCUGAUCGACAAAACGGAAGAGUACAGGAACUCAACAUGGAAGGCCUUGUUCAAUCAGUCGUCUCCUCAUCACUUUUCACGAAUAUCUACUCGAGUGACUCGUUUGAAGACACGAUUUUCAUGGUUCCCGGCGAGAAUUCGUACAAUCGCUUCACACAAGACGAGAUUCCGAUCAGUGUUUACGGCUCUCGACUUGGCACCGGAUUGCUCGAGUUCGCUUUUUCGCCCACUUCCGAGCGUUUCGGUCGGCCGCACGUCUUGAGAGUCUCCCCCGACGGGAAUCACAUCUUCAUCGGUGACAUCAGCGAGAAAGGCGCCACUUUGUGGAAGUUUCGGAUUCAACACGAUUCUUCAACAGAAAGUCAUACAUUGUCUGGAGCAACCUACUACGAGAAAGCGUCGGCAGCAUAUGGGGCGAUCAAGAAUAAAGCCUCAACAGCUCCACUCACAUUGACGUUUUUCUUGCUUCUCGGAGUAGUUGCUGGUGGGAUUUACGUGUGGAUGAAGAAAGGUCGACGGAGAGCAAAUCCGCAAAAUGCGUUUGAUCGAAAGGGCUUCAAACGUCUCAACCAAGAGGACACGGUGGCUUUCUUCACAAGCGAUAGUGAAAGUGAU